Hordeum vulgare subsp. vulgare (domesticated barley) is the source of this 1744-nucleotide messenger RNA. RefSeq names its product 5'-nucleotidase SurE. Gene Ontology annotation, molecular function: nucleotidase activity. The coding region runs from base 104 to 1321 and encodes 405 amino acids. The record is from RefSeq and is a predicted model, not a curated record. The transcript has 10 exons. NCBI's taxonomy places the organism in Eukaryota, Viridiplantae, Streptophyta, Magnoliopsida, Poales, Poaceae.
UUCUUCCUCCGCUUCGCCUGGAACAUUUGCCUCUCCCCUCCUCCCUCCGUACCCCCCUCCCCCCUCUCUCUCCCAACGCCCGUCCAUCUCUCCGGCGAAACCGAUGGCCGCGAGCUCAGGCGACGAGUCCCGGAGGCCCAACCCCCUCCCCUCGGCGCUCGUGUCCAAUCUGCAGUCCGUCCUCGCCGCCCGCCGCCCGCCUCCGCCCGAGGACGCCGCGGCCGAGACCCCGGCUCCCGCGGCGUCCGCGGCCGAGGAUGGGUCGUCCGAUGAUGCGCCCGCUAAGCCCGUCGUCCUUCUGACCUGCGCCGGUGGGAUCCAGUCGCCGGGUCUGGCGGCGCUCGUCGACGCCCUCGUCAAGGGCGGCCGAUGCGACGUCCACGUAUGCGCCCCUGAAUCGGACAAGCCUGUCUGUGGUCAUUCCAUUACCAUCCGGGAGACCGUGUCCGCGACAUCCGUCCAUUUUGCAGGGGCGAAGGCUUUUGAGAUAUCAGGGACGCCGGUGGAUUCUGUCUCAUUGGCAUUAUCUGGGAGGCUAUUUUCUUGGUCGGCACCUGCUUUGGUGAUCAGCGGUAUCAAUGCUGGGCCAAACUGCGGCUAUGAGAUGUUCCACUCUUCUGCCAUUGCUGCUGCAAGAGAGGCCUUAAUGUGUGGGGUACCUUCAAUUGCAAUCUCAUUGAAUUGGAAGAAGAAUGAAACCAAAGACAAUGACUACCAGGAUGCAGCUGGGCUGUGUUUGCCACUGAUACAUGCUGCCUUGGCAGAUAUUGAGAAGGGAACUUUCCUCAAAGGGUGCCUGCUAAAUGUUGGGGUUCCAAGCUCGCCAGCUGCAAAUAAGGGUUUCAAGUUGACCAAGCAAAGUAUAUACAGUCCUGCUCAAAGCUGGCAAGCUGUGUCGACAAGUAGACCUCAACCUGCUGCUCACUUCAUGGGCAUGCAUCAAAGCCUUGGUAUUCAGCUCGCACAGCUUGGGAAGGAUGCUUCUGCAGCAGGAGCUGCACGCAGAGGUAAUACUCAGCGGAAGACAGUUGAGGUUGAGUCUGUUGCAGCUUCAGGGAAGCCAGAAGCUCGAGAAGUAGUGAAGAAAUCUUUCCGCGCCGAGUUCAUUGAGAAGCUGCACAAAGAUUUGGAUGAUGAUAUCGAUUUCAGAGCCUUGGAAAAUGGAUUUAUAUCUGUCACUCCUCUGAAUGUGCACGGCCAUGUCGAGCCUGAACUUGAAGCUCCAGCUUCAGACUGGCUGUCAGCAGCUGUGGCUGCGUCUGACAAAGAAAAGGAAGCUUCUCCAGGUAUAGCCGAAGAAAAGGAAGCUCCAGCGACCUAACAAACACGCAGACAUGUACACUGUAGGUGCUUUAGUCCUUGCCUUGGUGUCUAUCUCCUCUGCCCUUGCUUUAUUGGCUUGAUUCUUGUCCCGUCUUUUGCGUUCCAUGUUUGUUCAGUGCAGUCUUUGUUUUUGUUCUUCUUCUCCUACGAUUGCCUAUUUUCUUCGUCAUGUAAAAUGAUUUGAUGCUGGAGCCCCUACAGUUUGGAUGUAACCAUGUAGGCGAUUGCAUCUACUAGACGAAUACUGCCACUCCCCACUAUUUUUCAGUGUGGUUUGUUCCAGAAAGGUGUUGUGUUUAGCACCGGAUGGGUGUGAUUGAUUUUUUGCUUUGUACCUUCUGGACCAUGUCGUACGAAAAUCUUUUGACCUCAUGUAACCUGAAAUGCAAUUCCAACAAUUUAGUGUGUUGGUCUCUCUUGA